ACUUUGAUAAAUACAUUUUUAAGUAAAUGGAAAACAAAAAAAAUGGAGAUCUCCAAAUAUAGAGGAUGUAGCAUUGAGUUGGUCUAAGGGCGCCGCUGAAGCAAAGCAAAUCACUCGUCGGUAUCGGAAGUUAGAAGUCAAUCAGAGAGCGUUACAGUUUCGGAGUCUCGAAGGCUGGCUUGCCGGAGAAGGAGGUUCGUUUUCUCUCCCAUUGUUUACUUAUCUGAAUUCUUCGCUCUGGAAUUGGAAAUGCUUUAGUUCGUUUUGACUUUUAUCGAGGGUUCCAAUUAGCUUGAUUGUAUCUUGUGAGGGUUGGGUUGGCUGCUCCUUGAGUACUUUCCUUGGGGUUUUCCCCCCUUAGUGAUGUUUAGGAGGUCAAAUUUGACGGAGAUAAGAAACUGCGGUGCAGGUGAAAGGAACAAUGACGAGCGAGGAGGAUUCCAUCGAACAAGCUGCGGUAGUACGGCGUGAGAGACUGAUGACUCUUAAAGCUGCCAAGGAGCUUAUGAACACCCCGGAUGAGGGUUCAGAACUAGUUGAGGAUAAGACGGAUCAAGAGAUUGAAACAGCUAAUGGCGAGUGAGUAUAGCUUGGAUAGGUGCACCUUAAGUUAGCCAACUACUAGUGCAUGAGAAUAGUAUUCCCUUUCAUUCUGAGGAGUUGUUGCUGUCGUCGUUGUGAAUCCUAUCUGUAAAUUUGUAGGUUAAGUGAGUAUGGUGUGAAAUAGAUGAUUGGACAGGGCUGCAUCUUGAUUGUAAGUGUUAAACCAGAGUAGGUUAGUUUUGAAAGGAAUUGUGAAGCACAGUAGGAACUCUAGAAAGAUCUUAAGAAUGACUCUCAUUGCUGGUUUUAUUUGCUUAAAGUGCUGAGAAAUCACGAGGGCAUUUGAUAACGGCUUGGAAUUGGGAAAUCAGAUCAUUGUUUCAGGGGUGGAUGUGGCUCCAUUUUAUAAGAACUGUUGUUGUCACAUCUACCUUUCUGAGCAGUUGCUUCCUUUGUAGGUUUUAGAAUGGCCCAUUGCAAUUGUGGAUUUAGUUUCUUUGGUAGUUUCCAAGUAUGAAUUGUGAUUGAACUGUGUAUGUUUGUCUCGUUUCCUGUACGGGAAAACUAAGAAGUAUUUGUGCUAGUGGAUGGCACAUUUGCCUCUAUGAGUAAAUGGUUCGACUGUUGAGCUUAACCUAAGUUCCCAUGUCAAUUCUGAAGAGCUCUUAAUCGAGGAAACCUGCUAGUAUAUUUUCUGUGAGCUUCAUGCACUAGUUUAAUUAAAAUGUAUUUUGCACCUCAUUUUCUUCAUUGCAUCUCCAGUAAUCAAGGGUUGAGGUUUCACAACUAUGUACCUCAAGCCAAGGAGCUUCAAGAGGGAAGGAUUGCUCCACCAGUGCUACCAAAGUUUGAAGAUCCUGUUGCAGCAGCCCCUCCGCCACUGGAGGAGAAAGAGGUAUGUACUUGCUCGACUCAACUCGACUCGACUCAACUCAGACACAUUUUACUAGUAGAAGCCUCGUCUUCUUCUAGAAAUUUUUUCUGUUCUUUAUCAGUUCUAAUUUUGGUCCAUGUUCUUAUUUUGGUGCUUAGGAUCCAUUCCUCAACAUUGCUCCAAAGAAACCAAACUGGGACCUGCGGAGGGAUGUUCAGAAGAAGCUUGAUAAGCUUGACCGACGAACGCAGAAAGCAUUGUACAAACUCAUGGGUAAGUUAGAAAACCCUCGAGUUUGGAUAGUUUGCUAGUUUCUUAUUCCCAUGGUAGCGGGUAGGGGUGUACAUGGGUCGGGUGGUCCGGGUUUAUCUAUUUUAAUCAUCCAACCCAUGCACUACGGUUUGAGAAAUAUUAAAGCCAAACCCACCCAAAAAAUUUAAACCCUAAGGUUUGUUUCUAAUUGGAUUAGGUCGGAUUGGCAAUAUUUUUAAGUAAAAGCCCAACCCAACACAAAAUAUUAUUCCACACCAUAAAAAUAUUUUAUAACUAAUUAAAAUUUCAAACAAAUAAACCGAGGUGAAAGGUAUCAAAAUUCACAAAUGUUUUUUGAAUUUUAAUAAAAUGUGAUUUACUUCAACAUAUGUCUAUUUUUUUAUGAUAUUUGUUGAAAUAGGCUAAAAAGGUUGUAAACGAACACAUCCAUAAUAUGUAGGCUUGGCAAAUUGAACCGAAACCCGAAUAUCCGAUCCGAACCCGACCCGACAAAAUCAGGCAAAAUCCGUUGAUGAUGGGCUCCGGGCCGGACUCGGAUUAACCCGAGAAUAAGAGAAACGGGCUUCGGUCGGGCCUCGGACUCGAAACUAUCCGCCCCGACUCCGCCCCGUACAUAUAUAAACACCCUCUAAUCAGAAACCCUAGGUCUAGAAUACUCCCCUCAACUCUUCGUCUCCCAUUUUCUUCUCCGCCUCCAACCCUAGGCUAGAAUCUAGCAAUCCGAUUGCUCCCGCUGCAUCGAAUCCCUAACAUAUCGGUCGCAUAUCUCAAUCUCCCAUCGAUUAUCCGCUUUCCUUCCCGAUGAUGAUAAUCAUUUCCCUUUCGAUCAUGGCUUGGCGCAUGCAAAGAGAAUUUCUCGCAGUGACAGCGAAGUCGAAUAGUCGAUUCGGCUGGAGAUUGAAGUUGGAGUAUAAAUACGAGGUGGGGUUUAUUUUUUUGUUCAUACUUCUCUCAAGUCUCAAUCUCAGUACUCUGUUUCUCAGUUCUCAGACUGACUUCUCAUCCUUUUACUGCUUGUUUGGUUUGUGGCUACUGGCCUUGUGCAUGCGACUGUGCGAGAAUCAUCUUCACAUCCAUUCCCACCCGUUGUUUGUGCCUCACUCUGUUUGUUCAAGGUAAAUAUCCACUUUCUUUGUUUCAAUUUUGAUCAUUGGUGUUGGUUAAUGAUUGAGGGAGUCGCUUGAUAUCCUACUAAUCCUUGUUCCUCUGUUUUUUCGACAGGAACAAUGUCAACAGAGGGGGUUCAACCCACUCCACAAGAUAAUGACAAUAGUGCAAAUCCAGUUCUGUCUGCACCUACUGGAAAUGGGACUGUCACAAACCCAACUUCGCAGGCAGCAACUACAAAUGAGCAGAAUGGCAAUGCUGGGAAUGGUAAUGUUGUCGAGGAAAUACUCGACGUUGGUAAGCUUAAGAGUGUUGUUUGGUUACACUAUACCAAAGUUCGAAUUAAUGGAAUUGUCAAGGCUAAAUGCAAUUAUUGUAAGAAGCAAUUAGGUGGGGAAUCAAAUAAUGGCACUACCCACCUAAAGAAUCACACCAAAAUUUGUGUUCAGAAGAAAAUUAGGGAUGGUAGUCAAAAGAUUCUCGGCCCUCACUAUUUGGCUAAAGGAAAUCAAGACUUGGUUGCUACUUCUUUCAACUCUGAUUUUUCAAAAAGGGAGCUUGCAAUUGCUAUUACAAUGCAUGAAUAUCCUUUGUCAAUGGUUGAUCAUCUCUAUUUCAAGAGAUUUGUAUGCUCUCUUCAACCAUUGUUCACUGUUCCAUCGAGGAAUACUAUAAAGAAAGAGGUCUUUAAGAUCUAUGAUAUUGAAAGAGCUAAGAUUCAAAGUUUGUUUGAUAUCAACAGAGGUAGAAUUGCAAUAACUACUGAUUUGUGGACUGCCACCAAUCAAAAGAAGGGGUACAUGGCUGUUACAGCUCAUUAUAUUGACAAUUCGUGGGUGCUUAGGAGCCAUAUGCUUAGAUUUGCAUAUGUACCAGCACCUCAUACUGCUGAAAGGUUGGGAACAGUGUUGGUUAACUGUUUGCUCGACUGGAAUGUCGACAGUAAGGUAUCCACCAUUACCCUAGACAAUUGUAGCACUAAUGACUCUAUGAUUCGUGUCAUACAGUCAAAAUUAGUGUUACCUGACUUGAUAAGUGAUGGUGCUUUGAUACAUAUGAGGUGUGCUGCUCACAUCUUGAAUUUGAUUGUGAAAGAUGGUCUGGAUGUUGUUAAAGAGGGAAUUGAUAACAUUAGGAGCAGUGUUGUUUACUGGUCUGCUACCCCUAAAAGGCUAGAGUUCUUCCUUGAAACUGCAAAGCAGUUAAAAUUCACUUCUGAGAAACGACUUGUUAUGGAUUGCCCUACUCGGUGGAACUCCACCUUUAAAAUGCUAUCUGUUGCUAUUCCUUACAAGGAGGUUUUCACUAGACUGAAGCAACGUGAUGCUCAAUAUAAUUUCUUGCCAUCGAAUGAGCAGUGGCAAUUUGCUGCACUUGUUUGUGAGAAACUUAAAGUUUUUAGCUCUAUCUCUGAUUUGUUCUCUGGAUCGAAGUAUCCAACGACUAAUCUGUUCUUCCCUCGUAUUUGUGAGUUGAAACUCAAGAUUCAUGAGUGGUGUGUUGAUACCAAUGAAGUGAUUCAAAAGAUGGGUUAUUCUAUGCUGGAAAAAUUCAGCAAGUACUGGGACGAGAUUCACAAAGUCCUUGCUAUUGCUGUGAUUCUAGAUCCACGGUAUAAGUUGGAAAUUGUUGAGUACUAUGCUGAAAAAUUUGGUGUUGAAUUUGAUGGCUAUUGUUUGGAAUCUGUUAAGGACAUAUUAUCUGAUCUGGUAUUGGAGUACCAAAGUAAAAUGAAUGAGGAGAGGAAUCUGAAUGUUUCUGGGUAUGUUGGAGUUGAGUCCUCUGCUCCUAGCACCACUGAUUUGGACUUUGAUCGAUUUGUGAGCCAAAGAAAAAGGGCAAGAGUUACUUCUGUCCAUACUGAGUUGGAUAGUUACCUCAAUGAGGAAAUUCUCCCUCGUUCUGCUGAGUUUGAUAUUUUAAUGUGGUGGAAGCAUAAUGGUCCAAAAUAUCCCACUUUGCAAGCCAUAGCAAGGGAUGUUUUGGCUGUUCCUGUUACCUCUGUUGCAUCUGAGUGUGCAUUUAGCUCUGGAGGUCGUGUUUUAGACCCUCAUAGGAGCAGGUUGCACCAUGCUACUGUGGAAACACUUGUGUGCACAAGAAGUUGGUUGCAAGCUGAGUUGGCUGGAGAUGAUGCUGCUACUGGAGCAGGAGUAUUGGAAGGAUGUUUCUCCCCUACAAGUGAAGCCAAUCUGGUCCAGCUCCAACCUGAUGCUGAAACUACUGAAGAGCAAGCCCCUCGUUUCAAGCUUCUUGAAGAUUAAUCAAGAUUUGUGAACUGAUACUUAGCAGCAAGAUGUAAGUAAGAAUGCAGAAUGAUUGAGUUCAUGAUUUGUGAAUUUGGAUCCUUAAUAACGGUUGUUUUUCCUCGUUUUUCAGGUUUUGUUUGAGUUUUGUUGCCUUGGCUGCUGGGUGGAACCAAGGAAUGCAGAAUGCUGCAUUGUUGCUGCUGCUGGAAAGUGGAGUAUGGAGGCCUAAAGUGAAGUCUUUCUCAUGCUGUUGUGCUGCUGUUGCUAUCGAAGUUGUUCUCGAGGACGAGUAGUAGAGAUGUUUUGCACUUUUGCUAGUCAUUUAAACUUUUGUUUUGCUGAUACAAUGGUCUUGGUCAUUUUGGAUUUGAUGGUAUUUUAGGAUUGGAUGUUUUCUGUUGAAUGUUUUGUUCUUUUGCUACUUCUCCAGUGCAUUCUGGUUUCUGGAUUUGACGUUAUGAAGUUCAUGUUUCAGCUUCACAUAAGAAUUUGGUUGUUGUUUUUUAACUAAUGAACUAGUCGGAUAGGUUUCGGGUCCCCGACAAACCCGACACCCGAAAACGGGCGGGCUUGGUUGCUCUUUUACAACCGAUAACAGUGUUCGGCCGGGGAUUCCCCGAACCCGAAGUUUCGGCGGGCGGGUGAUGGAUCCAUAUACAUCCGACCCCGAUCCGCCCGAUUGCCAUCCCUAAUAAUAUGUUAUUGUAUUA
Messenger RNA from Linum trigynum, 5756 nucleotides. Lineage: Eukaryota; Viridiplantae; Streptophyta; Magnoliopsida; Malpighiales; Linaceae. The record is from the annotation of a GenBank genome assembly.